Messenger RNA from Heterotrigona itama, 2520 nucleotides. NCBI's taxonomy places the organism in Eukaryota, Metazoa, Arthropoda, Insecta, Hymenoptera, Apidae. The record is from the annotation of a GenBank genome assembly.
AUGCCUGGUAUACCAGGAUGUCCUGCUUGUGGUGGGAUUGGUGGAAUUGCAGGAGUCCCGGGAAUUCCUGGGGUGCCUGGACUGCCAGGAUAUCCAGGAUGCGGUAGAAUUGGUGGAAUGCCGGGUGUUCCAGGAGUCCCAGGAGUUCCUGGUGUACCAGGAGUGUCAGGAUACCCCGGGAGUGGUGGAGUUGGCAGGGUUCCGGGAGUUUCUGAAGUACCAGGAUAUCCUGGUUGUGAUGGAUGUGAUGGAUGUCCGGGCUUGCCUGGUUUACCAGGCUUACCAGGUUUGCCAGGCCUACCUGGUUUACCUGGUAUACCAGGAGACCCCGGUAUACUAGGUGUUCCUGGACUACCAGGAUGUUCAGGGGGUGGCGGGUAUGGCGGAAUUCCUGGUGUACCAGGAGUUCCGGGGGUUCCAGGUGCCUCAGGAUGUGAAGGUUGCGAUGGAAAUGAUGGAUGGCCAGGUUUUCCAGGUCUACCUGGUUUUCCAGGUUUUCCUGGUAUACCGGAUAUUCCAGGGAUGCUUGGGUGUCCUGGUUGUCCUGGAGCGCCAGGAUGUCCUGGUAUCGGUGGUGAUAUCCUGGUUGUGAUGGUGUUCCUGGGUAUCCGGGAUAUCCAGGAUAUCCCGGUUGUCCAGGGUAUCCGGGCUGUGGUGAAAUUCCAGGUGUUCCCGGAUAACCGGGUGUGUUUGGUGUUCCGGGAUAUCCUGGUUGUGGAGGUGUUCCAGGAUGUCCAGGAUAUUCAGGUUGCGAUGGAGUUCCAGAAGUACCAGGUGUCCCAGGUGUCCCAGGAUAACCAGGGUAUCCUCCUGGGGGUGGUUUCCCAGGGUAUCCAGGAUAUUGUGGUUUUGUUGGUGUUCCGGGUGUUACCGAUGAUCCAGUUUCUGGUGGUUUUGCAGGAUGUUCAGGAUGCCCAGGUUGUCCAGGAUGUCCUGGAUAUUCUGGUUGUCCUGGAUAUGGAGGUUGCGGUGAUGUUCCAGGUAUGCUCGGUUUCCCUGGUGUUCCUGGAGUUCCUGGAUGUCCAGGUUUUCCCGGUAUUCCAGGUGUACCGGGAUAGCCAGGUUGUGGUGGCGUUCCAGGUAUCCCAGGAUGCCCAGGUUGUCCUGGUAACCCAGGUGUACCAGGAUGACCUGGUUGUGAUGGUAUUUGAGGUAUUCCGGGUGUACCAGGGUAGCCUGGUUGGGACGGUUUCCCAGGAUAUCCGGGAUGAGUUGGAGUUACAGAUGUUCCAGGAUGUGCAGGUAGCCCUGGUAUUCCAGAUGUACCAGGAUAUCCUGGUUGGGAUGUACCAGGUGUACCAGGUUUCCCAGGUUGUCCUGGAAUUCCGGGGGUACCAGGAUAUCCUGGUUGCGAUGGUGUUCCAGGUGUACCAGGAUAGCCUGGUUGUGAUGGUGUUGCAGGUGUACCAGGGUAGCCAGGUUGCGGUGGCGUUCCAGGUGUGCCAGGAUAUCCAGGGUGGCCAGGUUGUCCUGGUAUUCCAGGUGUACCAGGAUAGGCAGGUUGUGGUGGGGUUCCAUGUUCCCCAGGAUAACCAGGAUGUCCAGGCUUGCCUGGAAUUCCGGGUGUAUCAGGAUACUCUGGUUUCGAUGGUGUUCCAGGUGUGCCAGGAUAGGCUGGUUGUGAUGGUGUUGCAGGUAUUCCAGGUUCCCCAGGCUGUCCAGGCUGUCCUGGUAUUCCAGGUGUACCAGGGUAUCCAGGUUGCGGUGGUGUUCCCGGUGUGCCAGGAUAUCCAGGAUGGCCAGGUUGUCCUGGUAUUCCAGGUUUCUCAGGAUAUCCAGGUUUUCCUGGAAUUCCGGGUGUACCAGGAUAUCCUGGUUGCGAUGGUGUUCCAGGUGUUUCAGGUGUCCCAGGAUAGCCUGGUUGUGAUGGUGUUGCAGGUAUUCCAGGUUUCUCAGGCUGUCCAGGCUGCCCUGGUAUUCCAGGUGCACCAGGAUAGCCAGGUUGUGGUGGAGUUCCAGGUGUUCCAGGUGUGCCAGGAUACCCUGGUUGUGAUGGUGUUCCAGGCGUUCCAGGUGUUCCAGGUUUCCCAGGAUAUCCAGGCUGUCCUGGUUUUCCAGGUGCUCCAGGUAUUCCAGGAUAUCCAGGUUGUCCAGGUGUUCCAGGUUUUCCAGGUGUACCAGGAUAUCCAGGUUGUCCUGGUAUUCCAGAUGUGCCUGGAUAUCCUGGCUGUGAUGGUGUUCCCGGUUUCCCAGGAUAUCCAGGAUGCCCUGGUGUUCCAGGAUAUCCUGGUUGCGAUGGUAUUCCAGGAUAGCCAGAUUGCGGUGGUGUUCCAGGUGUACCUUGUUGUCCAGGAUACCCUAUAGCAAAUAAUUUCGAUAUCUAUAAUUAAUAGAAAUUUGUAUAUCUUUUCUAACAUCACAUAUAUAACGUAUAGAAACUUACUAAUUACUUUUAUACUGUUAUGUUAUGUUGUACAUGCAGGUUUAUUAGGAUAUUUCAUUACUAUGAAUGUCAUUGAUCUGAUCUUGUGGCCAAUGAUCAAACACUUUCUGCUUUUUUACCUUGCUUUUUAUUACUAA